This is a messenger RNA of Branchiostoma floridae (Florida lancelet), 920 nucleotides long. RefSeq names its product choline/ethanolaminephosphotransferase 1-like. Bases 105 to 920 code for a protein of 271 amino acids. NCBI's taxonomy places the organism in Eukaryota, Metazoa, Chordata, Leptocardii, Amphioxiformes, Branchiostomatidae. Gene Ontology annotation, cellular component: endoplasmic reticulum membrane; Golgi apparatus. The record is from RefSeq and is a predicted model, not a curated record. The transcript has 8 exons. Gene Ontology annotation, biological process: phosphatidylethanolamine biosynthetic process. Gene Ontology annotation, molecular function: diacylglycerol cholinephosphotransferase activity; ethanolaminephosphotransferase activity.
GGCGUCCUACAUUGCUAGCUGUAACGUAGAUCCCCUGUCUUGCUCUCCAGGUGCCGCGGGUCCUGUACGUUCUGUGCGCGGCCGGCGUCCUGCUGUAUCAGCUGAUGGACGCCCUGGAUGGACACCAGGCGAGGAAGGUCCAGGACACGCCGCUAGAGGACGCUUUUGACCAUGGCGCUGACUCCGUCUCUCUCGUUUAUUUGACGAUGGCGACGUGCUGCGCUCUUCAGCUGGGAACCAACCCGUUCUGCAUGCUGGUCUUUUGUAUGACCGCCUCGGCCGUUUUCUAUGUACUUCACUGGAAACUGUACGCCACUGGGGUCUUCAAGUACCUCUGGCCCUUUUUUGAAGUGGAACUCCAGAUCAUCGGCAGCCUGAUCUUCCUGAUAUCUGCAGGGUUGGGGCCCGCUGUCUGGAGCACCCAGGUUCCGUUUUUAUGUGCGACAAUCAAGGUGGUUCUGGUUUAUACCUUUGUGGUGGGCUGUGCGGUGGAGUGUGCGCCGGAAGUGCGGGAGAUUCUAGCUCGAUGGCUUCAACAUGCGGGGAAAACCGUACAGGCCACGGAUGUCGUGGCUCCUUUGGCCAUCCUGUCUGCCAUUACAGCCACCACCGUUCUCGUUCCCAGCCUGGACACUGCACUGUUCCUGCACCAACCUUGUGUUUUCGUUCUCGUCCUCGGGACGGUCACGGCCAAGGGCAACGCGAGGAUCAUGGGUGCGUACAACACCUUCAGUAACGCCCCCUACCGUUCCAGGGGUGCGUACAACACCUUCAGUGACGCCCCCUACCUGGACUCCUGCCUUCUUGUCCCCGGAAUCAUCUUCGUCAUUUCCUGCCUGAACGUCACUUCCGGUCUGCACGACGGGACCGCCCAGGGGAACAGUCGCCUGCUGGUUGCUUCACUGAUGAUGCUGAACUAG